Molecule: messenger RNA, 3975 nt
Organism: Clunio marinus
Lineage: Eukaryota; Metazoa; Arthropoda; Insecta; Diptera; Chironomidae
Source: the annotation of a GenBank genome assembly
AGUCCAAUUCUGCCCGCUCAGCUAACAACUUGGAUCAGUACAUUAUUUUUUAAUUUGAAGAAAUUUCACUUCUAUCGUAUCGCGAAUGUUGUGAAAAUAGUUUUAAUCGUAAAAUAAAGUUUAGAAUCAAUAAAUAUUAAGAACUUUAUUUUGAUUGCAAUAUAUUCGGGCUUACUGGGAGGAAAGAAAAAUGGGCGAAGUUGGAAACACAGUGGCUGAAGAGCCUAAAGCAGCACAAUUGAAAAUGAACGGAGAAUUAAAUGGGAAUCAUGUAGAUGAUCAAGAUGAGGUUAUGGAAGUUGACACAACUCCCAUUGAUAAUAAAAAAAUAUUAAAAGAUGGAGAAAAUGAGCCGGAAGUUGUUGCGGAAACUAAUGGUAACAAAGACAAGAAUGUAAUUGAUGGAAAUAACAUUGUGAAUGGAGAUAAUCAAGUUAUAUCAAAGCCUGAAGAAAUAACAGUUCCCGGUCUUGCUGAGAUAAGUGAAGAUGGGACGAUGGAUUCAGAGAAAGAUGCUUUAGAACUUCCAGAUGAUUCCAAUAAUAAAAUGGAUACAAAUCCUGUUGUUCUUUCUGAUUCAUCUGACGAUGAUUCUGGAACGGAAGAUGAUGGAAAUUCAAGUUCAACAUCAAAGUUUCGUUCAGCUGAACGAUCAGCAGCUGUGAGUGAGAGCGAAGGAAUUUCUAAUGGUGGAAUAAGCACAAAUCAUAGUAAAAUCGACGAUGAUGACGAUGACAAGCCAGUAAGCAUUCAUUCCGAUUCUGAUGAGAAAGAUGACUGCAUCAUGAUCGAUGAUUUGAGUAAGAAGCGAAGUGAUGUAUCAGCAACAACAAGCGUUGAGCCUUCGCCAAGACGUGUGCGAAAAAGUUCAAUGCAUGCAAUGACAGACUUCGAUGAUGACAUUGAGGAGAUCGUUGAAGAUCCUUUAGAAAUGGAUGCAAAUCCAGCGAAAAGAAUUAAACUUAGUGGAACAACAAUCACCAGUGUUGACUUGUCACGACCGUCAUCAUCAUCGUCAGCAUCAUCUGCUUAUCCCGUCAACUUAACCAUGACUAAUAAUCGUUCAUCCAGUUCAAGCACUUCUCAAGCUUUGAACCUUACAACAAAAUCUGGAAAUUCCCUUUUAAAUCCAUUUGCAACGCAAGUCACAUCAUCAUCAUCGUCGUCAUCAAACGCUACGUUACUUCCGAAUCUCACUGACGAUAUGUUCGUUCUCGAGGCUCCUUCCUUCAUCGUUCCAUACAUUUAUGAGAAACCACCAACAAUCAGUUUAAAGACACUUGUGAAUGAAAUCAGCAAAACAAUUACACAUCGAGAUUCGGAAAAGCGUCGUGUUGAUGAUGAAACAAGUGGCGCUGAGUCGGAAUUAAAUAAUCAAAAGUCGACUGAAAGUUCCGACAUUGAUGAUCGAAAUAAGAAAGCAAAAGAUAAGAAUAAAUCACGUAGACGAGGAGUUACAAAUGGUGAUGAGUCUUGGGAUGAAUACAACACAUCGACAGAUGAUGAAGCAUCAGAUGGUGAGAAGAGAACGAAAGUUCUUAUCAAAGAAUCUCAUGCUGAUAUUGAAUCCAUUAAAACUCAUAUCAUCAGUCCAGAUACAAUAAGUCAAUCGAUUAUUGGCGAGAAUAAGAACGAUUCGUACUUUGAAAGUCCACUCGGAAAAUUCUUUAUGACUAUUGGAGUGAAUAUGGUGCAAGAAUACGUACAAAGUGAUUUACUUCGACAACAGAAACGACGACGUGAGAAAGAAGGUAAAGCACCAUCAGCAGUCACACAAAUGGCUAUCAAUUCAUUGCAAAAGAGCUUAGAAGUGUCGAAAGAAAACAACGCACCAUUUAAGCAUAGGAUGAAGCGUUGUGACUUUUGUCCAUUUAAAACUGAAUCUGAACUCGUCUUGUCACAGCAUUACGAAAUUCCACACUUUAAAAAUAACAUUUACAAAUGUAAUUAUUGUGAGUACGAAUCAAGACCUGUUCAUGAUAUCCUUUAUCACAUGGAAGCAAUUCAUAACAUCAAAGGACGUCUCGAAAAGCCGUUAAGUUAUCAUCAAUGUCCAAAUUGUCCAUUUGAAGAUAAUGGGAAAUCGAAAAUGGUACGACAUGAAGCUGCCUGUGCUAAAAAAUAUAAGCCAGAAGUUAAUUUGUGUCCACCAAUGGAUUGGGAACCACCAGCAAAAAUACCUCGCAUUAAAGCAAAACAUGGACUUGUCGGUGCUGCAACAGCUUAUCAGGCUAUGGCACUACAGCAACAACAGCGUGUCGCUCAAGCAAAUGCUGUUGCUGCAAAUAUCAACUCGUUGCAACGCAACAACACCGCUGUCAUGGCAGCUGCGGCAAUGAAGCGUGGGCGUCAACAGAAUGUUACAAAACAACAAAGGAAUACAAAUCCAAUUCGUAAUUCUGAUCAAAAUUAUUCAAAAAUGAAUGCUAGCUUGCUACAGAGUAAUUAUCAACUGGCUGCUGCAACGUUAGCGGCUGCUAACACUCAGUUCCUGCAACAGGUCGUUGCCCAGAAACUUGCUAUGUUGAAUCCCGCAGCCGCUGUAGCUGGAAAUCAAAUGUUUAUGCCAAAUAACAUCGCUAAUAAUUCAUCGAAGAAAGGAUCAACUCCAAGUAUCUCAAUUACACCUUUACCACGACAACAACAACCACAGGCAGGCAUAAAGCCAGGCCAGAGUCCUAAUGCAAGUGGUGCAAAGCCACAAUUUGUUAUUUGCGAAAUAUGUGACGGGUACAUUAAAGAUUUGGAUCAGUUGCGUAAUCACAUGCAAUGGAUUCACAAAGUUAAGAUUCAUCCCAAGAUGAUCUACAAUCGACCACCAUUGAAUUGCCAAAAAUGUCAGUAUCGUUUCUUCACCGAUCAAGGUCUCGAACGUCAUCUUUUAGGGUCGCAUGGGCUGGUUACAAGUUCAAUGCAAGAAGCAGCUAACAAUGGGAAAGAUGCAGGACGGUGUCCGGUGUGUGGAAAGGUAUUCCAAUGGAAACUUCUUAAUCAUGUAUCACGUGACCAUAACAUGACAUUGAAACCUGCCCAUUUAUCUUAUAAAUGUACGGUUUGUACUGCUACGUUUGGAAUGUACAAGCUAUUCGAGAAUCACGUCUACUCAGCUCAUAGCACUGUUGCUAAGAAAGAUAAUAAGAACAAAAGUUCAACAUCGACAUCGAGUUCGUCAUCAAGUGGAAAUUCACUUUUAAAGCCUCUAAGAAUUAACGAUGAGAUCACCAUUAUUCCACAACCAACAAAACGAUCUAAUGAUAUUGAAAGUCACAUAAUAGAUUGAGUUCAUGCUGAAACAACAACUAUCAGCAGAUGAUUCAAUGAAGUGAAAUAUUAGACUUUAUAUACUACAGGCAGCGAAAGCAUAACUCCCAAUUAGAUAAGCAUAUUAAACCAAUUCAAAAUUUUUCCUUUGCAAAAUCAGAAUGAAUAAAAAAACAUGUUAGCAAUGUGAAUUUUUUUUCUUUAUGUCUUAUUAAAAAUCUUUAUUUAUCAUUUGCUAAUCUUAAGAUCAGUUGUUCUCUUUAGACUUUUCUGUAAAUAAAAAACUAAUAAAAUUCAUGAGAAAUAGUAAUAAGACUUCAGAAGAAAAAAAAGAAAUUUAAAUCAUUAGCGAUCAUUGAAUCUAAAAGUGUAAUUAAACAAAAAGGAAUUAAAAUAAAUGCAGUAGCGUAUCAGAAGUUAAUAAGUUAGUCUUAAAAAUUAUCAAAUCAAAAAUCAUCGCGAAGAAAACAGGAAGUGAAAAAUUAUAAAAAAUGUUUAAUUAUGGAAUUCAUUUUCUUUUCAAACUUAAUAUCUUAUUUAUCUCAAUUCAAAUCUUAAGAAAGUAAUCUGUUUAAAAGUAAAAUAUCUUUUAUCCCCAAUAUCAGAAAAUUCUUGUGUUGAGAAAGUUUUGAACUUUGUAAUUUAAUUUGCAUUAUCUUAAUAAACCCCAAAUAAAAGAAAAAGUUAAUAAAAGGAAUUUGAGACUAAAAUAAA